Molecule: messenger RNA, 1054 nt
Organism: Nelumbo nucifera (sacred lotus)
Lineage: Eukaryota; Viridiplantae; Streptophyta; Magnoliopsida; Proteales; Nelumbonaceae
Source: RefSeq, a predicted model, not a curated record
AGAAGACCUAUUACAAUUCUUUCUAGAGAGACAGACAGAGAGAGUGUAUAAAAAUAAUUCCAUGCCAUCCCUAACGUCUUUGGUGACGCUGCUAUCACUGCUGUGGAGAGUCGUGUUUUGCUUGGCUGAAGCCGCUGCUGAUUUCUUUACUCGGAGGUUUUGAACGGGGUUUCAUCGGUUUUCUUUUUCAUCUUUUCUAAUUUCGGGGGUCUAUAAGUCUAUAUUUAUUUUUAUGUUCCAUUCAUUCAUGCAAUCAAUCUCAUCACUGAGCCGGCCUGAAGCAAAGAUUCAAUAAAGACGAAGCAUUUAGGCGAUUAGGUUUCAGGAAAUAAAUAAAAGCUAGCUACUACAACAAAUGAGAAAAGCGACAAGAGGGUUUGUUAAGAAGCCCAGGCCAAAGAGAUGGCCAAGAAGAUGGCAGGCAAGGAGAGCUCCCCAUCAUUUCACCACGACAAAUAAGUUGAAGAAAGCACAGUAUCAGUAUGCCCUCCUCCAUGUCCCCAGCGCUCCACUUAACACCACGUCCUACAUUAUCAAAGCCAAGGAAACAAACCACCACCCUGUCACCUCUUCUUCUCCCCUUCACAACGAUUCCGAUGGGUUCCAUUUAUCUUCUUUCAACGGCUAUGGCUCCAUGAAAGGACUUCUGGGGUUGUGCCAAUGGAGCGAAGAAACAGGCGAGUCAGUCUCAUCGAGCUGUCAGAGAGUGGAAGAGGAAGAGGAAGAGGAGGGAAUGAUGGAUGGUCUGGUGCAUUGGCAGCCACAGAAGAACUCUAGGAUCAUUUUACCAAAAUUACUAGCUCUAAGGAUCAGAAAACAAGGAGAUCAAAUUGCACAUCUGGAAGAAGAGAGCCUGAUGAUGAAGGAGAGGGUGAUGUGCCUGGAAAGAGAACUGGACGGACUUAAACACAGGGUCAAGAUACUUGAACUUACCAAUCAUGCAAUGAGCGUUGUCCGUGUUUGUUCUUGCGACGCCUCUUCUGCUUAAAGAGUUAAAGAGUUAGAUAUAUUCAUCCAUUCAUUAAAUUACCACUUCUACCUGAUAUUUGAUUUA